Messenger RNA from Elaeis guineensis (African oil palm), 599 nucleotides. RefSeq names its product non-specific lipid-transfer protein 2. The record is from RefSeq and is a predicted model, not a curated record. Gene Ontology annotation, biological process: lipid transport. Lineage: Eukaryota; Viridiplantae; Streptophyta; Magnoliopsida; Arecales; Arecaceae.
GGGCUCGUCCCUUCUCCUACUACCCAUUCUCCUCUUGUGCCUCUCUCUUUCCAGUGUCUAAAGAUGAAGGCAUCCUUCCUCUUCCUAUCCAUGGUGCUGCUCUUUGGCCUCUUGCUGAGCCAGGCUCCGACCGCCGUGUCGGUGACAUGCAAUCCCAGCUCGCUGAGCGCAUGCGCGUCGUCGAUCCUGAACGGGUCUCCACCAAGCUCCGCUUGCUGUGCUAAGCUCAAGUCACAGAAGCCCUGCUUGUGCCAGUACAAGAAGAAUCCCAGCUUCAGUGGCUACGUCAACUCUAGCAACGCUCGGAAGAUGAUCAGUGCCUGCGGUGUCUCGAUCCCAAAAUGUUGAUUUGGUGGAGUCUCUCUCGCUCUCUCGAGAGUUGAGGCUCGGUUAUUGAUGCAGACUAUAUUGUAACAGAGUGUUGGCAGUGUUAGCAACUGCCAUGUCUUAGUGGGUGCUUUAUGGAUAGCUCUCGCCUUCUUAUUGUCAGUUCCGGGGUUCGUGAGGAGGGCUUGUCCCGUGUAUGCUUAGUAUGGAAUGUCUUAAAUAAUCACCAGUGCUGGUGUUGUUCUUGAGGUAUUAAAUCUAUUUCUUUGACU